Cyclopterus lumpus (lumpfish) is the source of this 7391-nucleotide messenger RNA. It is a transcript of the gene trpm3, whose product is annotated as transient receptor potential cation channel, subfamily M, member 3. Lineage: Eukaryota; Metazoa; Chordata; Actinopteri; Perciformes; Cyclopteridae. Bases 413 to 5884 code for a protein of 1823 amino acids. Gene Ontology annotation, molecular function: monoatomic cation channel activity. The transcript has 26 exons. The record is from RefSeq and is a predicted model, not a curated record. Gene Ontology annotation, biological process: protein tetramerization; monoatomic cation transmembrane transport. Gene Ontology annotation, cellular component: membrane.
GUAACAGCACAUGCAACAGGGUGCAGACAGCACCUUCUGCUUUGCCACCUCUCCUCUCUGACUCCCAUCCCCAGGAAGGCUUCAGGAGAGAAAAGAAGAGCGCAGGAGUGCCGCUGAGCUGGUGAAGAUCUGUUCUGCCAUUCCUUUGAUCAAAAGAUCAGAAGAGGGAAAAAGAAAAGAAACAGGGAGAAGGGAGUUGGACAUUUCUCUUGCAUUAUCUUUUGAAGUGAGGAAGAAGACUUAAAGAAGAAAGAGAAACCAAGAGGCUGAGUGAACCAAGCUUCAGUAGGCAGCAGAGUGGAGAAUGACUUGAAGAUGCCACCUGUGGCACUAGUUUGAUUAAAGAACAGCCUCUUCGACUUAGUGUGGGCGCCUCACUUCCCACAUCUUUUUGACCAAAUUUUUAACACCCAUGGCUUCCAAGAAGAAGUGGAGCGAGCGGAGGGAGUUGCGCAGGGAUCGUCCGUUUUCCACCCGGGAUGAUUCAUCUGUUGCGUCCGGGACAUCUGGGCCAGGGCGUCCCACCACCAGGGGGCGCUUCUCUGAGUCGUGGAAGAGGCUCAGCUCCAGAGGAGGCUCCACCAAGAGGGGGGUGCUCAACUCUCAGCAGCCACCGGCACAGAAAUCGUGGAUAGAAAGAGCAUUCAGCAAGAGAGAAUGUGUUCAUAUCAUAGUGAGCGCCAAAGACCCCCAUAGGUGCUGUUGUGGUCGUCUGAUUGGUCAGCAUGUGGGCUUGCCUCCAGGUAUAUCAACGAGUCAGAAUGAUAAGGCAGACCGGUUGGCCAAGAAUGACAGCCUGUUGGAGAAGUGGUCGAUCUGCAAACACACACAGCUCAGCCCCACUGAUGCUUUCGGCACCAUUGAGUUCCAGGGAGGAGGACACUCCAACAAAGCCAUGUACGUGCGAGUGUCUUAUGACACAAAGCCUGACCUGCUGCUACACCUGAUGACCAAGGAGUGGCAGCUGGAUCUGCCCAAGCUGCUCAUCUCAGUCCACGGGGGCCUGCAGAACUUUGAAUUACAGCCCAAACUCAAACAGGUCUUUGGCAAAGGGCUCAUUAAGGCUGCCAUGACAACGGGAGCCUGGAUCUUCACCGGCGGAGUCAACACAGGAGUGAUUCGCCAUGUUGGUGAUGCAUUGAAAGACCACGCCUCCAAGUCAAGGGGGAAGAUCUGCACCAUUGGCAUUGCUCCGUGGGGCAUUGUAGAAAAUCAAGAGGAUCUUGUUGGCAAAGAUGUGGUGCGUCCCUACCAGACCAUGUCCAACCCCAUGAGCAAGUUGACGGUUCUAAACAGUCUCCACUCCCACUUCAUCCUGGCAGACAAUGGCACCACGGGAAAGUACGGCCCUGAGGUCAAGCUACGACGUCAGCUGGAGAAACACAUCUCCCUGCAAAAGAUCAACACACGUAUCGGCCAGGGUGUGCCAGUGGUGGCUCUGAUCGUAGAGGGAGGCCCUAAUGUCAUCUCCAUUGUGCUGGAGUACCUCAGGGACACACCUCCCGUCCCGGUGGUGGUGUGUGACGGCAGCGGCAGGGCCUCAGACAUCUUGGCCUUUGGACACAAAUACUCUGAGGAUGGAGGCAUAAUUAACGAGUCUCUAAGAGACCAGUUGCUGGUGACCAUCCAGAAGACUUUCACCUACAGCCGCACACAGGCCCAACAUCUGUUCAUCAUUCUCAUGGAAUGCAUGAAGAAGAAGGAGCUGAUAACAGUUUUCCGGAUGGGGUCGGAUGGUCAUCAGGACAUUGACCUUGCCAUCCUCACAGCAUUACUAAAAGGUGCCAACGCUUCAGCUCCUGACCAGCUGAGUUUGGCUCUGGCUUGGAACAGAGUGGACAUCGCCCGCAGUCAAAUCUUCAUCUACGGACAGCAAUGGCCUGUCGGUUCCCUAGAGCAGGCCAUGCUGGACGCCUUAGUUCUGGACAGAGUGGACUUUGUCAAGCUGCUGAUUGAAAAUGGAGUCAGUAUGCACCGUUUCCUCACUCUUUCCAGACUGGAGGAACUCUACAACACGAGACAUGGACCGUCCAACACGCUGUACCACCUCGUCAGAGAUGUCAAAAAGGGAAAUCUGCCCCCGGACUACCGCAUCAGCCUCAUCGACAUUGGACUGGUCAUAGAAUACCUCAUGGGCGGGGCAUACCGGUGUAACUACACCAGGAAGAGAUUCAGAACGCUGUAUCACAACCUCUUUGGACCCAAGAGGCCCAAAGCCCUGAAACUGCUGGGGAUGGAGGAUGACAUGCCCAUCCGCAGAGGCCGCCAGAAGACAACACGCAAACGAGAGGAGGAAGUAGACAUCGAUUUGGAUGACCCUGAAAUCAACCACUUCCCUUUCCCCUUCCAUGAGCUUAUGGUGUGGGCCGUGCUUAUGAAACGUCAGAAGAUGGCGCUGUUCUUUUGGCAGCAUGGCGAAGAGGCCAUGGCCAAGGCCUUGGUAGCUUGUAAGCUUUGUAAGGCCAUGGCACAUGAAGCCUCCGAGAACGAUAUGGUGGAUGACAUCUCCCAGGAACUUAAUCACAACUCCAGAGAGUUUGCCCAGCUGGCAGUGGAACUCCUAGACCAGUCCUAUAAACAGGAUGAGCAGAUGGCUAUGAAGCUGCUGACGUACGAGCUGAAGAACUGGAGCAACGCCACCUGCCUGCAGCUGGCGGUAGCGGCCAAACACAGAGAUUUCAUCGCUCACACCUGCAGUCAGAUGCUUCUGACCGACAUGUGGAUGGGACGCCUGCGCAUGCGCAAGAACUCAGGACUGAAGGUAAUCUUAGGGCUGCUUCUGCCGCCAUCCAUCCUGAGUCUGGAGUUCAAAAACAAAGAUGAGAUGUCCUACAUGCCCCAGGAUCAGGAGGCCUACCUGCAGGAGAAGGAGGAGGAGGAGCCUGAGAAACCAGUCAAGGAGAAGGAGGAGGAAGACAUGGAGUUCACAGUAAGAUCUUACUGUGAGGCGCAGUACAACUCCGUGGCCAUGCUGGGUAAGGUAACUACAGAGACAUCCAGAAAGAAGGAUGUUGAGGAGGUUCAGAAACGCCACCGCCUCAUCCCCUUGGGACGCAAGAUCUACGAGUUCUACAACGCUCCAAUUGUCAAGUUCUGGUUCCAUACGUUGGCCUACGUGGGCUACCUGAUGUUGUUCAACUACAUUGUUCUGGUAAAGAUGGACCUGUGGCCCUGUCCUCAAGAGUGGAUCGUCAUCGCUUACAUCUUCACCAACGGCAUUGAGAAAAUGAGAGAGAUCCUGAUGUCAGAGCCAGGGAAGUUGUUACAGAAAGUGAAGGUGUGGCUUCAGGAGUACUGGAACAUCACAGACCUCAUGGCCAUUCUCAUAUUCUCUGUCGGCAUGGUUCUGCGUCUCCAGGAGCCACCGCUUAUGAGCUAUGGGCGGGUCAUCUAUUGCGUCAACAUUAUCUAUUGGUACAUCCGGCUGCUGGACAUCUUCGGGGUCAACAAGUACCUGGGUCCCUAUGUGAUGAUGAUUGGCAAGAUGAUGAUCGACAUGAUGUAUUUUGUGAUCAUCAUGUUGGUGGUGCUGAUGAGUUUUGGGGUGGCGCGUCAGGCCAUCCUCAACCCUAAUGAAGACCCAUCCUGGAUGCUAGCUAGGAACAUCUUCUUCAUGCCUUACUGGAUGAUCUACGGAGAGGUGUUUGCCGACCAGAUUGACCAUAUGCAUAGUAGGAAGUUAAAGCACAGGCUGAAAGACAAACUCUGGCUGGCCGACAAUUACUUACGAACUUACGGAACCUGGCGUACUAGUGGUCCAUCCCACAAUGCCCAGUGCAGUCAAAACCCCACCCCCUGUGGGCAGAACAUCACCACGGAUGAUGGGGGGGUGGUGGCCCUGCCUCCCUGUAAGACUGGGGCCUGGAUUGUCCCAGCCAUCAUGGCCUGCUACCUGCUGGUGGCCAACAUACUGCUCGUCAAUCUACUCAUAGCUGUGUUCAACAAUACAUUCUUCGAGGUGAAGUCCAUCUCCAACCAGGUUUGGAAAUUCCAGCGCUACCAGCUGAUUAUGACCUUCCAUGAGCGCCCAGUCCUUCCUCCACCCCUCAUCAUCUUUAGUCACAUAACUAUGGUCCUUAAGCAUCUGUGUUGUCGCUGGCGCAAGCAUGACGAUGACGAGAGGGACUACGGACUGAAACUUUUCAUCACAGAGGAUGAGCUGAAGAAAGUCCACGACUUUGAGGAGCAAUGCAUAGAAGAGUACUUCAGAGAGAAAGAUGACCGAUUCCACUCCUCUAACGAUGAGAGGAUCAGAGUCACUUCUGAAAGGGUGGAGAAUAUGGCAAUGCGUCUGGAGGAAGUCAAUGAAAGAGAACACUUCAUGAAGGCCUCGCUGCAGACCGUGGACAUUCGUCUGGCCCAAAUGGAGGAGCUGAUUGGACGCAUUGCUGUAGCACUGGAGCGUGUGACAGGUGUUGAGCGUGGGGAGGUCAACAAAGUGCGUUCCCGGACUUCAUCUGACUGCACAGACUCUGCAUAUAUACUCCGCCAGGGGGAGUGCCCAGAAGCAGCAUACAUCCUCCGUCAAAGCAGCUUUAACAGCACAGAAGGGAAUACCUACCGUCAGCAGGAGGCGCUGGAGGGAGCAGCUGAGGGCUCCAUGUCCCCUCCUUCUCCAACAGGAACAACUGCACGAACAAGGAGUCACUCAUUUUAUGCCGCUCGUGGUGGUGAACGUGCAAGUGGAGCUGAACGAGCUGAGAGCUUCUUCAAAGAGCGCUCGCUCAGCCUCCAUCGAGCCAACAGCUCACAAUCAGUGUCCUCAGGUGCCGCCCCCAAGGAGUCUAAGCCCCUCCCCCUGGCGACGCUGUCGGUCUCCCAGCAACACCGUCCAUCAUCAUGCAUUGAUAUCUAUGUCUCAACUUCUGAGGAGGUAGGGCCGGCGGAGGUCUUUCUGAAUCCUCUCCGAAUGGUCCCACCGCUUCACAGAGACUGCUCGCUGCAGUCAGAUAUCAUGGAGACGGUGCUGCCGGGAGGCCGGGACUUCGGCAGCGCUGCCACCAGUGGUAUGGGCGAUAGGCACUUGGAGGGCGGAUUAGGCAGCAGCGGAACAGCUGGAGCCAUGUUUGAUGACAGUGCAGCAGCUGAUUUGUCAUUGUGCUCGGCCCACCUCUUACCAGACGCCACUUUACCUCCUUGGGACAUGGAACCAUCCCCACCUCCUUCAGCAGGGCUGCUUGAGCGCUCUAAGAGCAGCCGCUACCUCUCUACGUCAGGCACAGCAUUACUGGAUGAGCCCCCUCUGGUUAAGUCACACAGCCUCAUGUUCACGACAAGAGGCUCCUACAGUGGACUGGGGGCAGGAGUCCAGGUAAAAGCUGCAGAGUAUACCAGCAUCACUGACUGCAUCGAUACACGCUGCGUCUCAGCUCCAUACACUCCUGCAGAACGCUCACACUCCCCCGGAGGAUCCACCUCAUUCCCUUUUGAUAAGCCGUCAGACAUUGCUUCCUCUCAUCCAGAGAGAGAGGCAGAGCUUAGCCACACAGAGUCUGAUCCAGAUGACUCUGAUGACCUGAUUCCAGCCCCUGAUACUCCUCGCCUAGGGGGCCUAGGUGGGCCCAGUGGGGCCCCUUUCUGCUCACCCUUCUCCAGGCUGGAGCGAGCAAACAGCUGCUCCUCAGAUGACUCCCAUCCUUCCCUCACGCUGGCCCCUCCACACCGGAAGAGCCUGUCGGUGAGUGAGAGGAUGGAGCGGGGACAGGGUCUGGGGGCAGACAGGGGGCCUGGGCCAGGGGGCCAGGGUCUGGCAGGAACCAGAAACCCCUUCCUCAGGAGCAAGUCUAGCGCACGGCCUGACACAGCUAAGACAGACAGCCUCUCAAUGAGGAAGCUGGCCACUCCGUCAGCUUUCCGCAGCUUUGAUAGACAAAACUACACGUGACAAGAACACUGGUUGGCACACUGACACACUGAUAAGACCAGGGAGGGAAGCUGAAAGGGCAAAAGUGAAAGCAGGGUGAAGUUGCCCAUAGAUGCUGAUCUGGACCAGAUCUACUGUUUUUUUUCACUUACGUUUUAGGUUAGAAAAGUUGGUAAAAGUUUAAUCAUAGUCAGUGCUGGAGGGCAACUUUACCCUGGAUUAAGUGUCAGGUGGAACAGGAUAGGAGACGUAGGCGUCCUACUGUACACCAGUCAAAAACAAAGAGCUAUGAAUCUAGAAUAGUUUUUACCUCCUCUUGUAGCUAUGUAACUCUCACUGAGGUGUUAUGGCAAUGAAAGGUGUAUUUGUACUGUAUGUCUUCAACCCACCACCUUUACGUCAAGUAGACAUCACAUCACUGUGUUACAUCACAUAUCAAUCAUGUCAGAAAAAUAUACUGUUACUCCUAGCUGCAUUAUAUGGUAGAAACUGUCAAGUCUGAGAGACAAAGAGGAGAAAGAAAGAAAAAACAGCCACUUCAUUUUGUCAUUUUGUCAAGGCACGGAGUCGCAAAACUUUCGCUUUAAAUGCAUUUUCCUCUCCUCAUAUAAUCCUAACUCCACUCUGUACGACCCCAGCACUAGCAAAAUAGCUAACAUUUCUGGAUGCUUCACAAAAGAAGGUUAUUGGAACCACCGGGAACUAUUUCUUCUCUUGGUUGCACUGGAAAUGAUUGCUGUAACAUGGCAACAACUUACCUCUAGAUACACAAAUACACCUUUCACAUAAUCAAUAUAUUUAUCUCUUUUUUUUUCAAAGGUAUAUCAAAUUGGCCUUUCGUUGUUUUGCAUUUUGUAGCAUAAUCUAUCUACCAAACUGUUUCUUUUGUCAGUUUAGCUAGAAAAAGAAAGCAGUGUUUGAACAUGCUCCAGUAAAAAGGUCAUUAACCUAUCACAAGUCUUCAGCUAUGGCUGUCAAGUGUCAGCAGUCUGUGCCUCCUGUAAAAACUGGGUUGUAUUAGCCAUGUGAUUAGAGUGAAAAAGUAGAAGUAUCAGGAAAAUGUGAGAAAGAAUGUGACAUGAGGAGAUCCAAUGUUUUAGAACUGAUGUUCGGGGUAGCAACGAGCAUAUUUACAUGUUGACACAUACGCGCACUGUCAGUGAAAUCUUACAUGACACUAGAAAAUAAACUCUGGUUUAGGCCUGAUCCCUGAGAGCUUUAACAAGUGCAAUUGCAAAAACAAAAGGGGGACAAGAGGGCGCUAUGAGCCGAUUUCAGAAGCAAUGCUUGCUGGGUGAACCUGAUGAGAACCUUCUUUGCCUGCACCGGACACCAAAAAUCCUUACACUCAACAAAUCAUUGCUCUCUUGUAGCCCAGCCCUCCUCCUUCAGGUUUUGACAGUGGCAUUAUGUUGCAAUGGUUUUACAUCCACCUACACCUAAUGGAUCCGUCCUUCAUGUUCUCCAUAACUGUCAUUCAUUUGCUUUUCUCCUUUAUUUUAUUAAUUGCAUUCGAAGCCAUACAUUG